GAGUCGCCAACGAGAAGGCCACUUCAGCCGCCCGGCUGGCCCGGGGACAGCACCGCUGGAGGAGGGUCCGACUCCGCCGGGGGAGUGGAGCCGGGAGCGCCGCCCCAGCGGGAGGGGACGGGAGGGGACAGGAGGGGACGGAGGGCGGCUGUCGCAGCCCGGGGCAGCGCCGCUGUCGCGGCGGGCUGAGCCCGGCCAUGGCCCAGCAGGAGCCGGCUGAGCCCGGGGCUGCGGGGAGCGGCCCCGUGCAGAUCCGAGUGGCCGUCCAGGCAGCCGCGGAGGAGGAAGAGCGGGAGGAGGAGGACGAGGACGAGGAGGAAGACUCGGGGGGCGGUGGAGCGCUGUGCCCCAGCUGCAGCGAGGAGGACUCGGGGCGGUGCGGGCGCUCCAGUGGUGGGGAAAAUGAUGACGACUCUGAGCAGAACUGGAAACCACCAGAAAAUGACCUGAUCCAGAAAUUAAUAGCACAGAUUGAAUAUUACUUCUCAGAUGAGAACCUUGAGAAAGACGCCUUCCUCCUGAAGCACGUGAGAAGAAAUAAGAUGGGCUAUGUCAGUGUUAAACUCCUCACUUCUUUUAAGAAGGUGAAACACCUUACCCGUGACUGGAGAACCACGGCCUACGCACUGAAGUACUCGGACACUCUUGAGCUCAACGAUGACAACAAAAAGGUUCGAAGAAAGACUCCAGUUCCACUGUUUCCAAGUGAAAACGUCCCUACCAGGAUGCUACUGGUGUAUGACAUCCAUACAAUUUCUGACCUUCAGGCUCUUAAUAAGCAAGAAAAUGGAUGCAUGCAAGAAAGGAUAAUGGAGCAUCUCCUCAAAGCCUUUAUAACUUUUGGUGUUAUUUCAUCAGUUCGUAUUCUCAAGCCUGGCAGGGACCUACCACCUGAUAUCAGGAGGGUCAGCAACCGGUACACCCAGCUGGGAACUCAGGAAUGUGCAAUUAUAGAAUUUGAAGAAGUAGAUGCUGCCAUACGUGCUCAUGAUUCAAUGUGCACCGAAAAGAAAGAGACUGGCAUGAAAGUUGUCCUCAUAGGAAUGAAACCACCAAAGAAAAAAGUUCCCAAAGAGAAGAACCACGAUGAAGAUUCCAGCAAGAGUCUUAAGAAGACUCGAUCCCUUAAUAAGAGAGUGGAGGAACUUCAGUUUGUUGGUGAUGAAUCUUCAGCAAACAGCUCUUCUGACCCAGAGAGCAAUCCCACAUCCCCACUGUCAGGGCGCAAACGUACUGCAGCAAAUACUGCAUGUAAUCUGAGCCCCAUCAUUCAUCCAAAUAACCAUUUGAGUCCUAAUGUGUCACCCAGAUCAAGUCCUUGGAAUAGUCCAUCUUCACUAAGGAAAGGAACAAAAAAAUCUCCACUGGCUGAAGACAGUAAGCUUAACCCAAGCACUAGCCCUGAAAUUCCAAGGAAAUGUACAGAUUAUUCCUCGGAUAGCAGCAUCACCCCUUCUGGGAGCCCCUGGGUACAGAGAAGAAAAGCCCAAACUUUCACACAAGAGAAGAGUUCCACCAGCAGUCCCAUGUUGGUUAGGAAAAUACAAAAUGCAGACGGUCUCCCUGUAGGGGUACUGAGGCUGCCUAAAGGUCCUGAUGGCACCAAGGGAUUCCACAAUGGCUGUGAAAGAAGGAAGGCUAUGAAGAAACAGGUGAGGUUGGAAGGCAUCUCUGGAGAUUGCCCAGUCCACCUCCUUGUCUCAAGCUACCAGAAGUCACUGAGCGGUUUGAGCAUCUGUGAAGACAGAGACUUCCCUGCCUGUUUGGGUGAUGUGUUUCCAUGUUCAACCACCCACACAGUACAAAAGUGUUUCUUUACAUUCAGGUGCAAUUUCUGUGUUCCAGUUUGUGCCCCUUUUCCUGUUACUGGGUAUCACUGAGAAGGGCCUAGUUCCGUGCUCUUUACUGCUUCCCAUCAGGUAUUUAAAAACACUGAUGAGAUCUGGCCCCAGAGCCCUCUCCUCUCCAGUCUGACCUGCUCUCUAGGCAAGAUGGACGUGCCAGCCUUUUAAUCAGCUGAAUCGCUUCCCGAGUGCACUGCCCUUACCCACAUCUAUUCCUUUCAUGUAUUAUUUUGAAAUGCCUAAACAUCCAAACAGACAUAUAAAUCAUUCAUGUAUAUACAUCAUCUGCAGAGCUAGGAUCCUGAAGAGCAGUGUGUAAAUACUUACAGUUUAGUGGCUGUAUUAUGAGAAGGGUGGUAUGUUACCAGUCUCAUCAUAAGGAGUUGAGGUUUUCAAGACUUUCUGUGUUUGCCUCAAAAGCAACCGAGAAAGUUAUGCCACAGCGAGCAGUUGUUCUCAUGUACAUUGCCAAAGCAGUAUUUUUUAGUAGGACCAGUGUGUAUUUUCAUGUGAUGUGAGUAAAGACUGAGCAUUGGAGAUUGCUCUGUAAGUGUUCUCUCAUGUAAUCAGAUGGAAAUAAACAAAAAUAUUAACUCA
This is a messenger RNA of Neopelma chrysocephalum (saffron-crested tyrant-manakin), 2441 nucleotides long. It is a transcript of the gene LARP6, whose product is annotated as La ribonucleoprotein domain family member 6. NCBI's taxonomy places the organism in Eukaryota, Metazoa, Chordata, Aves, Passeriformes, Pipridae. Bases 198 to 1880 code for a protein of 560 amino acids. The transcript is spliced from 4 exons. Gene Ontology annotation, molecular function: mRNA binding. Gene Ontology annotation, biological process: RNA processing. The record is from RefSeq and is a predicted model, not a curated record. Gene Ontology annotation, cellular component: nucleus.